Molecule: messenger RNA, 1948 nt
Organism: Haliotis rufescens (red abalone)
Lineage: Eukaryota; Metazoa; Mollusca; Gastropoda; Lepetellida; Haliotidae
Product: dehydrogenase/reductase SDR family member 11-like
Exons: 7
Coding region: 115-879 (254 amino acids)
Molecular function (GO): oxidoreductase activity
Source: RefSeq, a predicted model, not a curated record
GACGGAGUGCGAGGUCAUGCAGACCUAGAAACGACAGUUACGUCCCUUCAACUCACGAAUGCGUUACAUCUUUUAGAAAGUUCUCUUCAGUCGUCAGCCAUCACCCACUCAGACAUGCAGCGGUGGUCGGGACGUGUAGCUCUCGUGACAGGAGCCUCGGCCGGUAUUGGGGCGGGGCUGGUCAAGGCACUGGUCAAGCAUGGCAUGAAGGUGGUGGGGUGUGCCAGAAAUGUCGACAACAUACAGAAACUAGCUGAUGAGUUGAAGGAUGAACCUGGCACGGUCAAGGCAGUGCGUUGUGAUGUAUCCAAGGAAGAAGAUGUCCUGGCGAUGUUCAAGAUGAUCAGGGCUGACCCUGACCUUGGCGGGGUGGACGUUUGCAUCAACAACGCGGGUCUGGCCCACGAUGACACCCUGCUGACAGGACGCACUACCCAGUGGAGAGAAAUGGUGGAUGUGAAUGUCCUCGGCGUGUGCAUGUGCAGCAGAGAGGCCUUCCAGUCCAUGCAGGAGAGGAAGGUGGAUGAUGGGCACAUCAUUGUGCUUAACAGUAUGUCCGGGCAUAGAGUCAUACCAAGGAGUGGGACACAUUUCUAUUCUGCUACAAAGUUUGCUGUCACUGGAAUAGUUGAAGGACUUCGACAAGAGUUGAGAGAAUUAAAAAGCGGGAUUCGUGUUACGUCAAUAAGUCCCGGUCUGGUGGAGACGGAGUUCAGCUAUCGAAUGAUGAAGGAUGAUGAAAAAGCGAAGGCGAUUUACAGCACGAUUCCGUGUCUCCAGGUGGACGACAUCACAAGCACUGUGAUAUUUGCCUUGCAGUCUCCAAAGCACAUGGAGGUUAACGACGUCCUCAUCAGGCCGACAGCUCAAUCCAGUUAGAGGAGGACAUCCAUCGGCAAGAUAUUCCAGAGCUGUGAUUUUGGUGUACCACACCUAAAGAUAUAUAGUGAUAAUUUUGUAUCUCAUGACCUGUAAUCAGAUAAAUCAUAAUGCUGUUACUUGUAUCAAACUGACUUGCAAACUUCCAAAGAAGUUGGUAUCAUUGAAUGGUGCUAAAUCAUGUCAUCCUUGAAUCUUUGUUGACAUCUUCUUGAAUAUUUCCUGUAGAACACAAUUUUAAGGAGCUUAGGCCUUUUUCAGUUGGUUUACAGAUCCUCGGACCCAAAAUACUGACAAAAUUGAAGAAAAAAACAGAAAAAGGAAAAUUAUUAAUUUGUAAAAACUAUUUGUAUCAUUGCCGACUGUUGCCGACCCUGAAAACCUUUGUAUAAGAAUAAAAACUAUAUUUCUAGAAUCUUGCAAUGCAGUAAAAUGAUGACUUUGCGAAAAAAAAAAACGUGCUACUUUGCAGUGGGAAUCACUUCUGUUUGUUGUUUGACACCGCACUGAGCUUCUGCAUUGAUUUACUUGACAAUGCAGUGUUGACAGUGAGGGUAUUAACUCCAGUGGGAAUCGCUUCUGUUGUUUGUUGUUUGACACCGCACUGAGCUUCUGCAUUGAUUUACUUGACAAUGCAGUGUUGACAGUGAGGGUAUUAACUCCAGCCUCAUCCAGGUACCUUGCCUUGGUAGUUCAGAAAUCUUUAUUUAUUUAGAUUUCUCUUCCCUACCAAACAUAUCUGCAAACCAACUGAAAAAGGUCCUAUUUUAGACAGGUAUAAGGAAUUCAGCUUGAAAGGUCUUCUCUGAACAGUGAAGUACUGGGAUACCUUUAAGUUCCUCAAACAAAAUUACAUCUACUGGCUUUCUUUUCAGUUUGUCUUUCUCCUAAAUUAUGCGUGUAUCCCAUUUUUGUGGGACCACCCAGUGUUAUUGCUGAUGAAUAUGGUUAUGAUUUCAUGCAUUUGGUUGAUUUCUUUGUUAUGUUUUGUCUUUUAACAAGUGACUGUUUCUAUGUACUAUAUACCAGGCAUUUUUUUAAGAUUCAGGAAAUAAAAUAUAUUAAAUUA